Dalotia coriaria is the source of this 945-nucleotide messenger RNA. It is a transcript of the gene RpL8, whose product is annotated as ribosomal protein L8. The coding region runs from base 132 to 905 and encodes 257 amino acids. The record is from RefSeq and is a predicted model, not a curated record. Gene Ontology annotation, biological process: cytoplasmic translation. Lineage: Eukaryota; Metazoa; Arthropoda; Insecta; Coleoptera; Staphylinidae. The transcript is spliced from 4 exons. Gene Ontology annotation, cellular component: cytosolic large ribosomal subunit; ribosome. Gene Ontology annotation, molecular function: structural constituent of ribosome; RNA binding.
AUUUACUCUAUGUGACCUUAGGGUUUUUGAGAAUUGACAAACGACACUAGCGCCAGAUGGCAGCACACUUCAGACGAAGAAACACACAACAACAUCCUUUCAGUCACCCAUCAUAAUCACGUCUUUCCAAAAUGGGACGUGUAAUUCGUGCACAACGUAAAGGUGCGGGAUCCGUAUUCAAGUCCCACACCAAGAGGAGGAAGGGAGCACCGAAACUACGCUCCCUUGACUAUGCUGAGCGUCAUGGUUUUAUUAAGGGAGUUGUGAAAGAUAUCGUCCACGACCCGGGUCGUGGUGCUCCACUCGCCGUUGUCCACUUCAGGGACACAUAUAAAUUCCAGACCAGAAAGGAAUUGUUUAUUGCCCCUGAGGGCAUGUACACUGGCCAGUUCUUGUAUUGUGGAAAGAAGGCCAACCUUCAAAUUGGCAAUGUUUUACCUGUUGGUACAAUGCCUGAGGGUACGAUUGUGUGCAACUUGGAGGAGAAGACCGGCGAUCGUGGCCGAUUGGCUCGUGCAUCUGGAAACUAUGCCACGGUUAUUGCUCACAACCCUGACGCCAAGAAGACUCGCGUGAAGCUGCCUUCAGGUGCUAAGAAAGUUAUUCCAUCAAACAACAGAGCCAUGGUUGGUAUCGUUGCUGGUGGCGGUCGUAUCGACAAGCCUAUCUUGAAGGCCGGUCGCGCGUAUCACAAAUACAAGGCGAAGCGUAACUGCUGGCCGAAGGUGCGUGGUGUUGCUAUGAACCCUGUCGAGCAUCCCCAUGGUGGUGGUAACCAUCAACAUAUCGGUAAAGCUUCGACCGUCAAGCGAGGCACCUCCGCUGGUCGCAAGGUUGGUCUCAUUGCUGCCAGGAGGACCGGUCGUAUUCGUGGUGGUAAGGUCACGAACAACAAGGACGAUUAGACAUAAACUGAAAAUAAGAAUAAAGUUAACUUUAUUACAA